AUGGCCUCAACCUCAACCAAGGUUGGCCACUCUUUGGCCAGAGUGCUUGGUAUUGAUAUCAACCAGAACCAAGAAAAGGACGAUGCCAUCACACGAGGCGAAUCCACCUAUUCCGUCAACACCGCCGAUACCUAUGUCGAGGAGGAACCUCAUACCAUUGACUGGCUGAAGGACCUUGUCCCUGACAGAAAACAAGUCGUCAGCUACAUCUGGAGCCUGUUCCCUUUCACUCACUGGAUCUUGCGGUACAAUCUUCAAUGGUUUUUCGGAGAUCUGGUCGCCGGUAUCACGGUCGGCUGCGUUGUUGUACCCCAGGGCAUGGCUUAUGCCAAGCUGGCCGAAUUGCCUGUUGAGUUUGGACUGUACUCCUCCUUCAUGGGUGUCCUCAUCUAUUGGUUUUUUGCGACGUCCAAGGAUAUCACGAUCGGUCCCGUUGCCGUCAUGUCGACCAUUGUGGGCAAUGUUGUCAACAAAGUUGCCAUUGAGCACCCCGAAAUCCCCGGCUACGUUGUGGCCUCUGCACUUGCCAUUAUCUGUGGUGCGAUUGUCGCCUUCAUUGGCCUGAUUCGCGCGGGAUGGAUUGUUGACUUCAUCCCCUUGACCGCCAUUUCAGCCUUCAUGACUGGCUCCGCCAUCAGCAUUGCUUCGGGUCAAGUCCCCACCAUGAUGGGUAUCAAGGUCACAGGAUUCAACACUCGCGACCAUACUUAUAUGGUCAUCAUCAACACGUUGAAAUAUCUCGGACACACCAAGAUUGAUGCUGCUAUGGGCUUAACCGCCUUGUUCCUCCUAUAUCUGAUCCGAUAUGGCUGCGCAUUUUUGGCCCGGAAGAACCCCAGCAGAGCAAAGACUUUCUUCUUCAUCUCCACCCUCCGGACAGCUUUCGUCAUCCUUCUCUAUACCAUGAUCAGCUGGUUGGUCAACCGACACCAUCGUGAGAAGCCUAUUUUCGCAAUCCUGGGCAAGGUGCCACGAGGUUUCCAACAUGCAGCAGUGCCAACCGUUAAUACAGAGAUCAUCAGCUACUUUGCUCGCGAACUUCCUGCCUCCGUCAUUGUCUUGUUAAUUGAACACAUCGCUAUCUCGAAGUCCUUCGGUCGAAUCAACAAUUAUACCAUCAAUCCUUCCCAGGAACUUGUUGCUAUUGGUGUCACCAACCUCUUGGGUCCUUUCCUUGGUGCCUACCCGGCGACAGGUUCUUUCUCCAGGACUGCUAUCAAAUCCAAAGCUGGCGUCAGAACUCCAUUUGCUGGUGUCAUUACUGCGGUUGUGGUUCUUUUGGCCAUCUACGCUCUUCCCGCCGUUUUCUUCUACAUACCGAGUGCCUCGCUGUCAGGCGUCAUUAUUCACGCUGUGCUUGACCUGAUCACUCCACCCAAGACAGUCUACCAAUUCUACCGCGUCAACCCUCUAGAGGUCAUCGUGUUCUUCGCCGGAGUUUUCGUCACUAUUUUCUCUUCCAUCGAGAAUGGUAUUUACACUACUAUUUGCGUCAGUGUGGCUAUUUAUCUCUUCCGCGUCGUCAAGGCUCGAGGACACUUUGUUGGUAAAGUCAAGAUUCACUCCGUCAUUGGUGACCAUUUGUUGGAAGAUAAAUUCCACGAUGGACGCCGAGCGUCGGAUGAACGUGACGAGCGCAACAUCUUCUUGCCACUGGACCAUGGCGAUGGCUCAAACCCAGACAUCAAUGUUGAAUCGCCCUACCCUGGUAUCUUUAUCUAUCGUUUCAGUGAAGGCCUCAACUAUCCAAACGCAAACCACUACACAGACUACUUGGUCGAAUACAUCUUCAAGCAUACCCGUCGAACGAACCCCGACUCCUGGCCACGUCCUGGUGAUCGACCCUGGAAUAAUCCCGGCCCUCGCCGAGGUCAAGUGGAACAAGUCAAUGACGGCCUUCCCACAUUGAAGGCCAUCAUUCUAGAUUUCUCCACCGUCAACAAUGUUGACGUGACAAGUGUUCAGACCCUGAUUGAUGUCCGCAAUCAACUUGAUCGCUACACCACUCCAGACGUGGUUCAAUGGCAUCUUGCCUCCGUCAACAACCGCUGGACCAAGCGUGCACUUGCUUCAGCUGGCUUUGGCUAUCCCACCCUUCCAACUGAGGAGUAUGCCCGAUGGAAACCGAUUUUCAAUAUUACAGAAAUCGGGGGUAGCAGUUCUGCUGCUGCUGCGGCAGAAGCGGAAACGAACAGAAGGCUGUCGCAUGCGCGUGACGAGGAAAUUGGCCGACCUUUGAGCAAGUCCGAGAAUAUCGCGGCCAGCAAGCUUCGUGAUGACUCCAGCUCUGGCAGUAACCACGACAUUCAACGGCAACUCAGCAAUAGCAAGGCAUAUCACAGGACCAACGUGUCGAAGAAGGCCGUCGUUCACAGCCUCAACCGCCCUCUCUUCCAUAUUGACCUGACAAGUGCGCUGGAAUCUGCCAUCGCCAAUGUCCAGGCACAGGAGAGAAGUCGAGGCGAGCAAUUCCUGUCUAGGAACAGGGAAGUCGAAACUGACAUCCCCAUCGAAAAAUAG
Messenger RNA from Exophiala aquamarina CBS 119918, 2520 nucleotides. RefSeq names its product SulP family sulfate permease. Gene Ontology annotation, cellular component: membrane. NCBI's taxonomy places the organism in Eukaryota, Fungi, Ascomycota, Eurotiomycetes, Chaetothyriales, Herpotrichiellaceae. Gene Ontology annotation, biological process: transmembrane transport. The transcript has a single exon. Gene Ontology annotation, molecular function: secondary active sulfate transmembrane transporter activity. The record is from RefSeq and is a predicted model, not a curated record. The coding region runs from base 1 to 2520 and encodes 839 amino acids.